AUGUCGAGGCAUCGCGUGAAGAAUGUCGGUUAUGAUGACGACGAUUAUUAUGACGAGGAUGGAUAUGAGUCGCCCGACCCCGAGGAGCAGGAGUUCCUGAAACAGUGCACCGCUGCAGUCUCACAACAUCUCCGUGCGGCACAGCCGUCGGUGACCGCAACGACCGAAGAAAUCCAGGAAGCACUGUGGCACUACUACAACGAUGUGGAAAAGUCGACGAGUUAUUUGAGAGGCAAGAAGGAAAAGGAACUCAAGAAGCAGCAGACGGCUGCCGUACCGAAGAAUAAUGUGCCAGGGUUUCCAGUACCCAGUUCCCCACCUAUAGCGCACUUCUCUGCUGCCGAUUUCUUUCGCGACUGUCCCUGGCUUAAUGUGCCUUCCGAGCGCAAAGUGAAUAUUAUGGUUGAGUCCUUAUACCCUCGGCUUGGGCUGCUAGGCGGUGCUCCUGAGGCUGGAGGCAAGGUCUCUAAGCUUGCGGCUUUAGCUGCACAGCGCAAGAAGAAAGAAGGCGAAAAGGUUGCACCUACGCCAGAUGCUCCUUCAAAACCUCAACCUGAGAGAUCAGAAGCACCAUCGCCCGAGCCACAAAGCAUCCAGUUGUCUUUACGAGAGAGAUUGGCCGCCAGUAAGGCCAACAAGUCUCCAAAACCGUCGGAAACAAAUGGGAGCUUGCGCCGGUUGGGUAGAUCGGGCCUCUCUGCGGAAUCACCAGCCCAGAAGCAGCCGUCACCCGAGUCCACGAACGCCGAGCUUUCUACUCCGGAUCAGGUGAAGCAAACACAAGAUCAACCAAAGGACGAGCCAGAACCACAGCAGGCAGCGCCUGAUAUGCGUGCCUCGCCAUCUAUGUUCGCUAGUGCCAUCGUUGGUGAUACAGCGGGACCAACCAUGGCCCAGCCCAGCCACUUACACUCGAGCAGUGUGGAUUUGCUCAAAAUCUACGGUCAAGACCAUGCUGAACCUUUUGACUUUGCAGGCCCCAGCCCCGAUGACAUGGUGCUGAAUGCUCAGAACACAGCAAAAGGAUUCAAGUCCAAAAACGCUGCAUCCAAGUCGGCUGGAGACAAGAAGGGCCAGGCUGAUCUUGCUGGUGGGUUGAAGGACCUCUCCGUGGAGGAGAAGGUGACUGUCAAGAGCAAGAACUUGGAUGUACUUGAGGAAUACAACAAAUCAAACCGGAAGAAGUCUGCCAACUUUGUCGUCAUCGGACAUGUCGACGCCGGCAAGAGUACCCUGAUGGGACGAUUAUUGGCAGAUCAAGGGGCGAUCGACCAACGCACCUUGGACAAGUACCGGAAGGAAGCUGAGAAGAUCGGAAAGGGAUCUUUCGCUCUCGCAUGGGUGUUGGAUCAGGGGUCGGAGGAGCGUGAACGAGGUGUCACCAUUGAUAUUGCGACCAACAAGUUCGAGACUGAGUCCACUGCAUUCACAAUAGUCGAUGCACCGGGCCAUCGGGACUUUGUUCCCAACAUGAUUGCCGGUGCUAGUCAGGCCGAUUUCGCCGUCCUGGUGAUCGACGCUAGCACCGGCAAGUUUGAGUCCGGGUUGAAGGGUCAGACUAAAGAGCAUGCCUUGCUGGUGCGUAGCAUGGGUGUUCAAAAGAUAGUCGUGGCCGUCAACAAGAUGGACACUGUUCAGUGGGACAAGGGCCGAUUCGAGGAAAUCGAACAACAGAUUUCCUCGUUCUUGACGACAGCUGGCUUCCAGGAGAAGAACAUUGCCUUCGUCCCGUGCUCGGGUGUGCUUGGAGACAACAUCACUCGGCGCAGUGAAAACCCCCAGGGGUCGUGGUAUACCGGCCGCACAUUGAUCGAAGAACUGGAGACUUCCGAGCGAUACACGCACGCUCUAGACCAGCCACUACGCAUGACGAUCGGCGAUGUGUUCCGUGGCAGUGUGCAGAAUCCUCUUUCAAUCUCGGGCCGCCUUGAUUCUGGUAGCCUACAGAUAGGCGAUCAAAUCCUCACCAUGCCCAGUGGUGAGACUGCCCUGGUCCGCAGCGUGGAGGUGGAUGGUGAGCCCAACGACUGGGCCGUGGCCGGUCAGAACGUGGUGUUGAACCUAGCAAAUAUCGAUCCCAUUCACUUGCGCUCUGGCGACGUUGUCUGCCGAGCUUCGUCUCCAAUUCCGAACGUUACCACUUUCACUGCCAAGGUCCUCGCUUUCGAGCAUUUGAUGCCCAUGAUGGUGGACAUCCACCGCGGCCGUCUUCAUGUGCCUGGUCGCAUCAGCAAGCUCGUUGCGUCCCUGGACAAGGCCUCUGGUGCACCCACCAAGAAACGGCCGAAGAUCGUUGCACCCGGCACUGUCGCACGGGUGGUUGUCGAGAUGGAUCAGGCCGUGCCCCUUGAGGCACCAACUAGGAUCGUUUUGCGACAUGGAGGGUCGACUGUUGCAGCCGGGCUACUGGAAUGA
Penicillium cinerascens is the source of this 2415-nucleotide messenger RNA. RefSeq names its product putative translation elongation factor EF-1 subunit. Bases 1 to 2415 code for a protein of 804 amino acids. The record is from RefSeq and is a predicted model, not a curated record. Gene Ontology annotation, molecular function: GTP binding; GTPase activity. Gene Ontology annotation, biological process: translation. Lineage: Eukaryota; Fungi; Ascomycota; Eurotiomycetes; Eurotiales; Aspergillaceae. The transcript is spliced from 5 exons.